UUGCAAUUCCUAGUUUUGGCAUAAGGUUGGCAUAGGUUGGUGGGUGAAGACUGAGGAGCGACACUCCGAGGAGCCAAAGGGAAAAACACGACCUUUCCCUCUCUCCAAAGGAUCAUCAAACACAAAUUCCUCUUUCACUUGUUUUGUUUAUUACUACUAUAUAUUCAUCAAUCACCCUCUUUUCUUCUUCUUCUAUCACUUCAGAUCACACUCCUUUUCACCAUGUCUCAUUUGGCAGUGUCUCAGAUGGCUGUAACUGUUCCUGUCAGCAGUGAUUUCUCCGUCAGAAGAUCUGCGUUUAAGGGAUCAAACUUAAACAUUCGGGAUAAAUCAUGGGCGCCGGUAUUUACUUUGGACAUGAAAGCUAAUAACCGUGGUUGGAGAAAUCACAAUGUGAUUUGCAUGUCAGUGCAACAAGCAAGUGUGCCGAAAGUAGCCGUUUCGCCUUUAGAAUUGGAAAAUCCUACAGAGCCUCCGUUGAACUUACACAAGCCUAAAGAGCCUUAUACAGCAACAAUUGUUUCCGUCGAAAGAUUGGUAGGACCAAAGGCUCCUGGGGAGACUUGUCAUAUUGUGAUCAAUCAUGAUGGAAAUGUUCCUUACUGGGAGGGACAGAGUUAUGGUGUUAUUCCACCAGGUGAAAAUCCAAAAAAACCUGGGACUCCCCAUAAUGUUCGAUUAUAUUCAAUUGCUUCCACGAGGUACGGAGACAAUUUUGAUGGCAAAACAGCCAGCUUGUGUGUGCGCCGUGCUGUUUAUUAUGAUCCCGUGACAGGAAAGGAAGAUCCUUCCAAGAACGGUGUUUGUAGUAAUUUUUUGUGUGAUUCAAAGCCUGGAGACAAAAUUAAGAUCGCAGGCCCCUCAGGGAAGAUAAUGCUUUUGCCGGAGGACGACCCAAAUGCUACCCAUAUAAUGAUUGCCACUGGCACUGGUGUUGCUCCAUAUAGAGGCUAUCUUCGUCGAAUGUUCAUGGAAUCCGUCCCAACAUUCAAGUUUGGUGGACUAGCAUGGCUCUUCCUCGGUGUUGCAAAUGCCGAUAGUCUCCUCUACGACGACGAGUUCACCAAAUACCUUAAGGAUUACCCGGACAACUUCCGGUACGACCGAGCACUCAGCAGAGAGGAAAAGAACAAGAACGGCGGCAAAAUGUAUGUUCAGGACAAGAUUGAGGAAUACAGCGACGAGAUCUUCAAACUUUUGGAUAAUGGAGCACACAUCUAUUUCUGUGGUCUGAGAGGAAUGAUGCCUGGGAUCCAAGAAACACUGAAAAGGGUUGCUGAGAAGAGAGGAGAAAGUUGGGAAGAAAAGCUUUCAUUGCUCAAGAAGAACAAACAAUGGCAUGUUGAGGUUUACUGAUAUUGUUUUUAUUUUCUAAUGCAGGAUGCAUAAUAGUCUUCUAAGAAAAAAACAAAAGUGUUGGCAAUUUUCAUUCUUGUUUCUAGAAAUUGUUUUGAUUAAUAGUGUUAAUUAAGCAGCUGGAGUAGCUGUAUCUGUUCUGAAUUAGUAGAUUAUAAUGAUGUUUUGUCUUGCCAGAUCUUGAUGAAUUAUCAUGUUAAUCAAUAAGGAUUAUUGUUAUGUGGAA
Vicia villosa (hairy vetch) is the source of this 1582-nucleotide messenger RNA. RefSeq names its product ferredoxin--NADP reductase, root isozyme, chloroplastic. The transcript is spliced from 5 exons. NCBI's taxonomy places the organism in Eukaryota, Viridiplantae, Streptophyta, Magnoliopsida, Fabales, Fabaceae. Gene Ontology annotation, molecular function: oxidoreductase activity. The record is from RefSeq and is a predicted model, not a curated record. The coding region runs from base 223 to 1356 and encodes 377 amino acids.